This is a messenger RNA of Girardinichthys multiradiatus, 1262 nucleotides long. It is a transcript of the gene mdfic2, whose product is annotated as MyoD family inhibitor domain containing 2. The coding region runs from base 547 to 1095 and encodes 182 amino acids. The record is from RefSeq and is a predicted model, not a curated record. Lineage: Eukaryota; Metazoa; Chordata; Actinopteri; Cyprinodontiformes; Goodeidae. The transcript is spliced from 3 exons.
GCUGAUAAACACAUCUUCGAUGACUAUUGGUAUUCUCUGUCUUCUGCAGUAUUACUAAAACAUAAUAAAGUCUCCUGAUGGUGUGUCCCGACUGCUCAAUAAUGCAUUUGUAAUGGGAAUUAGAGGCAGAAUACACCAUUUCCUUCCAUUUAGAGCUACUCCGCUUUGCCUUUGGCUUCAUCAUCACUUCACAGAAGGAAAUAACUCAAACUAAUAAAACGCAGCUGACGUGAUGUUCGGAUAGGAGUGGAUCUGAAGUAUUUUUGCCAACGUCAUUGGAACAUUAGAGGAGCUUGCAGUACAGUGGGCGGCAGGCCAAAUGGACCCUUUCGCAAUGCAAAGGAUAAUUUUUCCUGGAUGCUUGCUGCUUUGACGAAGAAAACAACUGCUUCCACACCCAGGACAAGAGGACGAUGUUGCACCCAGAAAGCAGAUAGAAGCUGUGUUUUCUUAGACAUUAAGUCAUUCUGAACUUGUGACAAGCUACAUGUUUUGUUCUUAAGAUAAUCAGGUUUGUCAGACCUGGUGCCUUUUUUAAGUGAUGCAAUGGAGCAGAAGGCAGUUGAAACCACUCAGAAAGCUGAUGUGAAAGACAAAGGGAUAGUAAACAUACAUGAGGACAACUCUGCAUGGACAAGAGGAGAAAGAUUACAAAGUCAGGAUCAGGCCAGCACAUUGACGGUGACUGUCUCUGCAGAAAAUAAACCAGGGGUUACCAGUGGAGACCUUAAACAGCAAAGGGAGAGUCUUUUCCCUCUGAAACCAACGAAAUCUUCAUUUCCUUCAUCUGGCACCACAAUUGAUCUGUCUUCCUCUCCAAAGAGCAACAUGGGAGUUGACUGUGCUGACAUUGUCCUGAACUGUCUCUUCUGCCGGUUCCACGACAUGAUCCCCAUCCUUCCUGACUACUGCCAGAGACUCACCAAUCACUGCUGGCCAAACUACAAACAUGUCGACCGCACCGUAGAGUCUUCAGACAGCAAUGAUGAUGAUGACUCUUGUGUGGAGCUGGAUUGUGGUUGGUUUGGGACCUGCCAUGAUGCAAGUGACUGUCUGGAACUGGCUAUGGAGGUUUCUGAAAUAUGCUAUCGUUAAGGGGAAACCCAAGAAGAGGGUGUCUCAGGGCUAAACAAUUGGAAUUACACUACUAGCCAAAAGUUUUACAACCCCUUUCUCAUUUACUGGUUUUCUUUAUGUUUAUGACUAUUAACAUUGUACGUAGAUUCUCACUGAAGGCAUCAAAACUGUGAAUGGACACAUAU